CCCGCCCUUGCAGCAGCGACGAUCAACGCGUUCGCGACCCGCGUGACCCGGAGCAAGACACCUCAGUUAGUGACCUCGCCUGACCUCGGCGGCGCCCGUGUGGUGCUCGUCAACGCCGCCCACUUCGAGGGCGUGUGGGAGGCGCCCUUCCCUCCGGAGAACACCCGCAGGGAGAGCUUCUUCGCCUCUAGCGGGCGGCAGCUGCAGGUGGACAUGAUGAGGCAGAAAAAUCUGUUCAAGCUAGGGUCUUCACAAGAGCUGGGCGCCCAAGUGCUAGAGAUGGCGUACAGAGGCGGAACAGCGUCCAUGUUCGUGUUCCUGCCCCUCGGCCAACAGGAUCCGCACCAGGUGCUCCUUCGCCUCAAUCCCACCACCUUCCUCACCGCCAUCACGUCCACGAGAGCUCAGGAAGUCGAUCUAAGUUUCCCCAAGUUUAGGAUCGAGACUGCCAUUCAACGGGAACUCUUAACGGCUCUCGCACGAAUGGGGAUCAACGACCUCUUUAAGGAGACCAGUGACCUGACGACCUUCUUCGCGGGGGGAGGUCGCCACCGGCUGGACUGGGUUCUCCACACGGCGGCGCUGAAGGUGGACGAGAGAGGGUCCCCGUCGGCGGCGAUCGCGGCGGCCCCUCGUGCUCCGGUCUCGACGCAGGAGUCCGUGCCCUUCCGCUGCGACAGGCCGUUCGUGUUCCUCGUUCACGACAAUGUAAAUCGAAACAUUCUCUUCGCGGGGGUCUUCGGGCAGCCGUGAGUCGCAGCCGAGGGAGGGGGGAGGGGUUGUUGUUAAGCGGGUUGGAGACGGCGAAUAAAUAUAUCUUAUAUCA
Molecule: messenger RNA, 826 nt
Organism: Penaeus vannamei (Pacific white shrimp)
Lineage: Eukaryota; Metazoa; Arthropoda; Malacostraca; Decapoda; Penaeidae
Source: RefSeq, a predicted model, not a curated record